Pseudoliparis swirei is the source of this 2224-nucleotide messenger RNA. It is a transcript of the gene golga7ba, whose product is annotated as golgin A7 family, member Ba. The coding region runs from base 694 to 1206 and encodes 170 amino acids. The transcript is spliced from 5 exons. Gene Ontology annotation, biological process: peptidyl-L-cysteine S-palmitoylation; protein targeting to membrane. The record is from RefSeq and is a predicted model, not a curated record. Gene Ontology annotation, cellular component: palmitoyltransferase complex. Lineage: Eukaryota; Metazoa; Chordata; Actinopteri; Perciformes; Liparidae.
AUCAAGAUUUAGAUUAUAUUAAAUAUUCCUUUAUUAGUCCCACAGUGGGGACACAUUAGAGCAUUAAUAAAACACAACAAUACUAAUACUAAAUAUACAGAGGAAAGGCAGUGACCAAGGUGAAUUUCCAGCAGGUUAAACCACUACUCGCAGAGUAAUGUUGGAAAAUAAAUACCAAUGAAUGUUUUGCACAUUUUGUUUUUAGAGUUUUCAGUUCAAAAUAAACUGAUGUGAUUGUUUAUCUUUCUGAUAUCCAAAUUGAGAUUCUACAGAGAAUCAUCAUUCGUCUGUAGUUUCCCUCAGAACUACAGACCUGUUGGGUUUCAUGGACGAAAGCUUGAUUUGAUUCUUCCUCCCUGCUCAUCAGAUUUUAGCCUAAAGAAUCUCCGCCAACAUCAUGUGCCCAUAAUAUUUCAGAUUAAUCAGAAUUAAAGAAGAGGAAUUUGACUGGGUGAUUGGCUCAUAACAAUAAACAACAUGACUCAAAAUACAUAAUCAUAAUAAAUUGCAUUUAACUGUGUUAGCUUCUGGGUUCAGGUUUAAAAGGGCCAUCCUUGAUGUGAGUAACAACAGCACAGACAGUGAGAUGGAUUUAAUAUGACCUGAGUACUUGUGUUAGCUCCGCCCCUCGCGCUCUCCUCCCCCCGCCCCCCUCCACUCCUCCAAUCUGUCCCACUAAAGUGAUUUCAGCGCAUGCAGGGACUCGUCCCCUCGGCGGCGGGUGGCAACAUGGCGACAGAGUUCCACAACCUGCAGGAGUUGAAGCACAGCGCAUCUCUGGCGAAUAAAGUCUUCAUCCAGAGGGACUACAGCGAAGGAACCACCUGCAGGUUUCAGACCAAUUUCCCCUCUGAGCUGGAGAGCAGGAUUGAGCGGCCGCUGUUUGAGGACACUGUGAAGACGCUGAACGGCUACUACGCCGAGGCGGAGAAGAUCGGAGGCCUGUCCUACCUGGAGGGGUGUCUGGCCUGCGUUACAGCAUACCUCGUCUUCCUCUGCAUGGAGACGCGUUACGAGAAGGUGUUGAAGAAGAUCGCCAAGUACAUUCGGGAGCAGAAUGAGAAGAUCUUUGCUCCCAGAGGGCUGCUCGUCACGGAUCCCAUCGAAAGGGGAAUGCGUGUUAUCGAGAUCUCCAUCUAUGAGGACCGGGGCUCCAGCGGUUCCAGCUCGGGCAGCAGCUCCGUGUCCGGCAGCACCGCUCGAUGACUUCCCGAUGGCCACGUCCCCCCCGGUCACUCGCGACAGUAAUGCGACUCUCGUUCUAACACUCGGCCCGACGCCUCCGCAAAGCCGCGCUCGCACAAAGGAUUCGCUGGUUCUCGACGAAGACGGGGCUCGUUGCGCCGGACGCGCCUUCGCAUGCUGAAGGUGUCAACGCUUUUUAAAACACACACACACAUACUGUAGUAGUUUGUUGCAACGCCCUGUGCAUGGCGACAGUCGUGUUACUACUGUACGAUGCAAUGUCUCAGUAAAAAGCAGAAGAAGAAGAAGACUUUGUGUGAUCGCACCGCUACCUUCCUUCCUGUCCUCUUUGAGGUUACCGCAGCGAUGUGGGUGAGAGAAGCGUGUAAGGAAGUGAGAAAAAGGAGGUAGGAGGUGUUGUAGACCACAAGCCUCACCGAAACCUCAUACCUCAGCCCCCACAGCCGCACCACACCGGACCAAACUGGACUGAAUGUCAGAUGUACGGAAGAGGGAGAAGCAUUUGAAGGCAUCGCAACGUUUCAGCAAACCUGUAUAGAGGAACCUGUUCCACCUCUGAUGUAACGCGUGCCGUCUGCUAGCAGAUGAAUGUCGUUCAGCCCCACUGUUUAUUUGAUGUAGAUCUUCCAUUUUUGUCACAUGAAGCCUAUUUUUUGUUUUCUUUGUUAGACACACAAACGUAUGUAAGUUCUAACCUCUUGGUUUUUAAUGAGCGAGAUCAACUAUUCCUAAAUUUUUGAUUAUGCAAAUGACAAACUGUGCAUUGAAUGCAUUAGUACGGAGGCAAAGGACGGGUCCAAAAGUCUUCCUGAAUCUUCUCCGUGGUGUUUUUAAAACACACCAACCCUUCCUUGAUUUCCGAGUAAGCUUCCAAAGAACAAUAACUGGCUCACGAUUGUGAAUGUGUCUUUUUAUUUCGGUGACAUUUUGUGCAACACUUUCGUACUGCUUGUUGUUUGAUACACGUGGCAAGGAGGUGUAAAUAUGACUGCCGUCAAAUAAAUACUGUUUCAUCGCA